AAAGAGUAAAAGGAAAGUAUGCAUGCAUGGUUUUGCAGACAAAUGUGUGUGUUUGUGUGCGUGCCAGCCUUGUUUGUAUGCCUGUGUGUGUCCUGACAAAGGCUCCAUCCAGCCGUGCUGCAGAGGGCUGCUUGUUCCCAGAGACCCUCGGAGCUCCAGGACGCCCAGUCUCUCUGCUCCCCGCAGCCCAGACACAGCAGCCCCGACACGGACAAGGACCCUCACCCUGCUCCCCUCCGUCCUCCUUCUCCUCCUCCUCUUCCUGGAGGUCUGACACCUGUUUGGAUUACUAAUGGAUGGGAGAAACAGAGCUGAGGUUUAAGUGCCGCUAAACUCUACAGUGUUGGGAGGCUGAAGAGAAGAAGAGGACUCAACUGGACGUCCUGAGAACAGGUUUUUCUUCAUAAUCUGGAAACUUUUCCUAAACUUGUUGAAUUCUGCAGCCUAGUCUUCUCCUCGUCAUUCCUGGACUUGUUGACUUUGUUGAAUCUGUUUUUUCUUGGACAAAUUAUACUAAAAACUCAAAGUGAUUAUUUUGUGUCUGAGGACUUUCUUGGGAACACUCUAUGAGGCAGUCCUGAAGAUUUCUUGUGUGGUUUUCAUAUUAAAUUCUGCAUCAUGUCUCAGUCGGUUUGUCUGUUGCUGUGUCUGUCCCUGCCACUGCUCUUUACUGAUGCAAAGAGUGUUGGGCAACAUGGCAGCCAGCACGAAGACCUUCUUAAACCUUCCUCUGGUGUCAAACUGGAGCCCGUUUGGACCGGCCAGCAGACCAAAGCUCAGGACAACACCCCUGCCCAGAGCCUCCUGCUGGAUCUGGACCUGGACCGCAACCGUCGGCUGACCCGCGGCGCCGACGAGGACGAGCAACAGUCCACCUUCAGCCACUCCUUUGAGAACGACUGGGUGACGACGCCUCAGGUCACAGAGUUCAGCAACACAACACUAGUAACAACCGGAGACGAUGGUCAGGACAAUGACGUCAACCUCCACUCUGGUAACACCUCCAUCCCCGCACACGACGUCCCAGGACUCUUCAACCCUUUCUACCCGCUGGCGGAGAGCUCAUACGCGGCCUACGCUAUCCUGUUCCUGGCCGGCCUGGUCCUGGCGGUGGGCGUGGUGGGAAACAUGGCGGUCAUGUGCGUCGUCUGGAACAACUACUACAUGAGGUCCGCCUGGAACUACCUGCUGGCCAGCAUGGCAUUCUGGGACUUCCUGGUCCUGGUGCUUUGCCUUCCUGUGGUGGUCCUCAACCAACUCUCCCAUAGGAGGAUCCUAGGUGACAUCACCUGCCGCAUGGUGCCUUAUAUGGAGGUCGUGUCUCUGGGCAUCACGUCCUUCACCCUUUGUGCCCUGGGCAUCGAUCGCUUCCACGCUGCCACCUCCUCGUCUCAGCCGAAGGCCCGGCGGGUGGAGCGCUGCCGCACGGUGCUGCUGAAGCUGCUGCUGGUGUGGCUCGCCGCCUUGCUGCUGUCCAGCCCGGAAAUCUUCCUGUGGCAGCUGAGCCAGGCCGUGUCCCCGUCCACCGGCCGGCUGGUCGACUCCUGCACCAUCACCCCCUCCUCUCCUCUGUCCCUCUACCUGCCGGACUCCCUCCACUCCCUCCUGCUCAGGUAUCACCAGGGUCGCAUGUGGUGGUGUUUCGGCUGCUACUUCUGCCUCCCCGUCCUCUUCACCGUCCUCUGCCAGAUGGCCACCCGCAACGUCAACAGCGACUCCACCUCCGCACAAAAGCAGCGCACCCAUGACGACCGCUCGUCCAAUCAGAAGAGGCAGCAGCACCAGGCCGUGGAGCGGCAGCUGAACUGCACGCUGCUAGCGCUAGCCGUGGUGUACGGCGUGUGCGCUCUGCCCGAACACGUCUGCAACAUCACGCUGGCCUACACGCACAUCACCGUCUCCGAGGACACCGCCUCCAUGCUGGCGCUCUUACAUCACUUCCUGUUGUUCUUCAAGUCGUCUGUGACACCUGUGCUGCUGUUGUGUCUGUGUAAGGCUCUCGGCCAGGCCUUCAUGGACUGCUGCUGCUGCUGUUGCCAGGAAUGCCAGCCAACCACAGCUCAAGGAUCGCCCGGCUCCGCCCAGGUCAAGCUGAAGGCGGCCAAUGAGACGUCCAUCUUCUUUGACAAGGCUAAAGACACGUCGGCCAUUUUGUCCAUCACCAACUAGAGUCACGAGUCCCUCCUCAACCACGGAUCGACCAUUUUGUCCAUAAAUCAAUCACCCCACCGUCCAGUCUGCUCUUAGCUUUCACCUCCGCUUCCCUCUCUCUCAUUUCCUCCUCCUACAGAGUCGCUUUAAGGUUUUCAAAAUUUCUGCUUAAAAAUGACUCAAAACAUCCACAGAUUUUCACACAAGUCCUGAAAGUGGACAGAGAUAGAACCCAGUCAAACACAUGAAGCCGCCUACAGCAGCUUGGACGAGUGUCAGGAAAAUUAGUCCACGUGUUCAGAGGUUCCUGGUUUAGUUGGAAUAAACGAGGAUUUAAUCCAAUAGAAAUGUGGUGGAAGAGCCUGAAGCAUCAGGUGAUGAGAGGAAACCACCAACAUCUCAGAACUGAUCUGGUUCUGUUCUGGGAUCAGAUUCCUCCAAGCGGCUGUAGACGCUGAUCAGCUGUUACCACAAACACUGAACCAUAUGUUUCAGUUUAAUGUGUUUGGUUGAGUUCUCUUUGUUGACUUCCAGGACUCGUGUUGAUGAUUUGAAUCAUUUUUAUGAAGAAAUGCAAAAACCUUUAAGCGUCACUUUUUUUUUGUUUUAUUUUUUUCUCUUCCAGAACAGUAAUCAGCUUUCAUCCCGUCUUCUCUUCCUCUGCCAGACCUCCGUUUGUAUGAUACCCCUGUACAGACUCAGCGCCGCCCCCUUUCCAGAGAUGUUUAAUCUGUAGUGAGAUUUAGAGAAGUUGCUGUACUUGCACAGACCAGGAGCCUGUUUCUGGACUCUCCGGAGGGACUGUUCUCUCCGGCCUCGUGGUGAAGAAUGUUUGGGAUGCAGAACAGAUGGAAAACGUUGAACAUCGUCUUUGUUGGUUCCACAGUUGGUUUUAUUGAAAUGAGAGUUUAAAUAAAUCCAUGAUUCAUUAGGGAUGUUUGAUGCUUCGAUACUGGACUGAGCGUGAGAACUAAUGAGAACAUUUGUCUUGUUUGGCAAAUAUCACAUGUCCGUGGAUUUAAAAUAUGGAAAUUAGAAUUUUAAAUUCUUAAUUCAAAUCAUUGUCUAGUAACAGCUCUAAAUUAUUCUGAGGCAGAAAUAAUCUGGUUUCUUGAGCUCGUCUCUACUGCCACUUGUUAUUUCAUCUGGAACUUAGCAGCAAAUACAGAAUUCUUUACUAUCGAUCUAAACCAAUCAGCCACAACAUUAUGACCACUGACAGGGGAAGUGAAUAACAUUUAAUCCAGCUUGCGACAAUUCAGUGUUCUGCGUUCUUAAAGGAAACUUUACGACCUGGGAUUCAUUCCUUCACAUUAUUAGGAAGGUGGUCAUAAUGUUAUGCCUGAUCAGUUGAGAAUAUUUAGUGUUCAAAUUCUAACCCCAAAUGUCCAGAAGCAGAAACUCUUUGAGGAUAAAACCUUGGAGGUUCCUUCAGACCAAACCUAACCUCAUAGCAAACACAAGAAAAGAGCAACUUCAGUUCAAACUCCCCCAAAAUAAACAUGAUUGUAACUCAGAAAUUGGUUCUUGCAGAAGAUCGUUCAUUUUGGAAGUUCUGGUUGUUUAAACCUGUCCAGCAUCCACAGCCGUCUCUGCCUGGAGAACGUCUCCACCAUCAGAAACGACUGACGCUGGGUUAUUUCUGCCUCUAACGCAGCAUCCAGUGGAGGUGAAGAACCAGGUUGUCAUGUCAGACGUGAAUGUGUGUUGUGAGGGAGAACAUGUGAAGAGUAUGUGAACAGGACUCUUUGUACAGGAAGUUAAACUGUGUAGUCGUCAACAGCAUUAAUGUGUCUUUAACGUUCACUGAAACCUCUAGAGCAGACGGAGGAGCGGGAGAUGUGACUGUAGCUCGUUUUAAUGCUAGACACACAACUAAUGCCAUGUUUGUACGGAGGGAAGGCCAGGUUGUGUUUUCUAUGUCACAGGAAUGACUCUGACUUUGUAAUGUUCACAGUGUUGAAAUGUUGGGAUUACAAUAUGUGUCGGCCUCGA
Mugil cephalus (flathead mullet) is the source of this 4146-nucleotide messenger RNA. RefSeq names its product G protein-coupled receptor 37 like 1b (gene gpr37l1b). Lineage: Eukaryota; Metazoa; Chordata; Actinopteri; Mugiliformes; Mugilidae. Gene Ontology annotation, biological process: positive regulation of MAPK cascade; adenylate cyclase-inhibiting G protein-coupled receptor signaling pathway. Gene Ontology annotation, cellular component: plasma membrane; signaling receptor complex. Gene Ontology annotation, molecular function: G protein-coupled peptide receptor activity. Bases 619 to 2169 code for a protein of 516 amino acids. The transcript has 4 exons. The record is from RefSeq and is a predicted model, not a curated record.